UAUAUUGUCUCGUUUGGAGGACAAGCAGGUGCCCCUGUCCCGCCUGAGUCUAUUUCUGGACAGUCCGAAGCGAAGUCGGCGGGUUACACAAGCUACGCAGAGGUGGUCGACCCAGAGGCGAAGAAUCCUUACGCCCCGUUUGCAUCCCGGAUGGACUGGGAACUAGCACGCUGGGCAAAGCUACGUGGUUCCGGGUCAACGGCAUUCUCGGAGCUACUCGCCAUACCAGAGGUCCGAGAGCGGCUCGGCAUAUCUUACAAGAACACGGAUGAAUUGAACAAGAUAAUUGAUGACAAGCUGCCGACACGACGCCCCAUGUUCCACCGCUUUGAAGUGACAAUCGGUGGGGAGCGGUUCGACAUGUUCAACCGCGAUGUUAUAGAGUGUGCGCGUGCCCUCUGGGGUGACGCAGAGCAUGCACCAGUCUUGUGCAUUGUCCCGGAGCGCCACUAUGCCGACGCUGAUAAUACUGUGCGUCUCUAUCAUGAUUUCAAUACAGGCGAAUGGUGGUGGGCGACGCAGAAAAUGCUCGAGAAGAAGAGACCGGGCGCGACGGUCAUGCCGAUCAUUAUCUCGUCCGACAAAACUCAACUCACGCAGUUCCGGAACAAAACGGCAUACCCAGUCUAUAUGACGAUAGGUAACCUACCAAAGGAAAUCCGCCGCAAGCCGUCGCACCGUGGGCAAAUCCUACUAGCCUACCUACCAGCGAGCCGGUUGCAACAUAUCACGAAUAAGGCUGCUCGCCGCCGGACACUAGCGAACGUAUUUCACGCUUGCCUUUCCGAAAUUUUGAAGCCUCUGCAGCAGGCCGGCGUCGAUGGUGUCGAGAUGAUGAGUGGUGAUGGCGCAACGCGCCGCUGCCAUCCUAUUCUGGCGGUGUACGUCGGGGACUACCCGGAGCAGGUCCUCGUGACGGCGACGUACACCGGGGAUUGUCCUAUCUGUGAAUGCCCGCAUGAUGAGCUAGGGACGUAUCCUUGCACGUCGGCCUUCCGUAAUGUCGAUGAGGUCCUCGACGCCCUUGAUCUCUUCGGUACGGCAGACUACAAUCGUGCUUGCGAGGCUGCCGGCGUCAAGCCUAUCCAACACCCUUUUUGGGAACAUCUCCCGUACCUCGACAUCUUCCAGUCGAUCACCCCUGAUGUUUUACACCAAUUACCAGGCUACACCGGCAUAUCUAUGCAU
Molecule: messenger RNA, 1188 nt
Organism: Rhodofomes roseus
Lineage: Eukaryota; Fungi; Basidiomycota; Agaricomycetes; Polyporales; Fomitopsidaceae
Exons: 3
Source: RefSeq, a predicted model, not a curated record